AUGGAUAUCACAAUGACCCGUCAUUUUAGCUUAGAUGAGUCGUCAAUGAGAAGUGGAGCGUUAGUGGCAAUGGAGGCGGAGCCGGACCUCAGUACUUUUGAAAACAAAUCCGGACUAGCUGAAGACAUGAAGUUUCUUGCCUCUAUGCCUGAACUCUGUGACGUUACAUUUCUUGUUGGAGAUACUCGAGAACCAGUAUGUGCAGUCAAAGCAGUAUUGGCAGCUCGUAGCAGAGUUUUCCAAAAAAUGCUUUAUCAAGCUCCGAGUCCACAAAGAAAAAAAGAACCAGCUCCUCGAGAAAACAAGUUGAGACUAUUUUUAAAGAGAUCAUCAGAACCUCUUCUUAAUCUUCAGAAUGCCGCUCAACAGAGAUCGACUUUCGCGCAGCAAUUGGCCCCAAUUCAAGAGCCUUCUUCACAGCAGCAUCAGACUCUAAUCAUAGAAGAAUUUGAGCCUGAUGUUUUUCGUCAACUUAUCGAAUACAUUCAUACCGGCUGCGUCACUCUACAGCCAAGAACAUUGUUAGGAGUAAUGAACGCCGCCGAUUAUUAUGGUUUGGAUGAACUACGCCGCGCUUGCGCUGGUUUUGUGCAAUGCUGUAUCACUGUUGAUACAGUCUGCGCUCUUCUAGCAUCUGCAGAGAGAUACAUACAAUACAAGUGUACCAAAUCUCUGGUUCAGAAGGUACUAGAGUUUGUAGAUGAACAUGGCAAUGAUGUGUUGAAUUUGGGUUCAUUUACCCUGCUUCCACAGCAUGUUGUCAGGCUUAUUUUGGCACGAGAUGAGCUCCGAGCAGACGAGUUCACGAAAUUUCAGGCUGCGCUCAUGUGGAGUAAAAAGUAUUGUGAUACAAAUCCAAACAUGAUUUUAAAAGAUGUUAUCGGAAAUUUUUUGGAAUAUAUACAGUUUCAUAAGAUUCCAGCAAAUGUUUUAAUGAGAGAAGUUCAUCCUCUGGGAUUGGUCCCCUACUCUAUUAUUAUGAAUGCUUUAGCUUAUCAGGCAGACCCGGCCAGCGUAGAUCCAGGCAAACUCUCUCCUGCGCGAAUCCGGCGCGCUGGCCGUUCCAUGUCCGUUCAAUCAUCGCUUGACCCCUACGGCUCAAACACCACCCUUUCCUCGACCGGAUCGAGCGAUGCUAGCAAGAAAUUUGCUGAGCGCCGAUCUCCAACACCCAAAACAAGAGAACCUCGUUCAAAAUCAGACUCAAUUAAGCAUGCCGCUUUAACAAGACAGAUCUCUGAGACAGUGGCAGCCUCAGGUGAUCCAACUUUUGAGCGUUGUAGACCGAGAAAACGUGAUAGUGAAACAGAGUUUCCCGUGCGGAAAUCAGCUUCAGAAGUUUCAGAAAGUUUUCCAUUUGUGAGAAGAGCGCUGGCGGAAAUAGAAAAUGGUCUUAAUUAUUUUAGACGUUCGAUAACUUCAGAUGCAACGGAGACAAAAACUCCAACUCAGAGAACUGAACCAGUGGUAGUGGUUGCAGCUGCUGAGGAUGAUACACCAGUAUCACCUCCACCACCGAUGAGCCUUAAAGAACGCCGUGGAUCGCGAGGCUCUCCAUGUGCAAAUCUUCCUCCGCUAAUGUUGCCACCGACAACACCUGAACCUUCACCAGGUCAUUUGUCGCCGAGUCGGAUUUCACCACAAAGACCAAAAGAACCAUUAUCUGCUCCUGUGAUUGGACAUCCUCCAAGACGAACUCGAACCAGAUCAGAAAUGCCAUCACAACCUCCACCGCGUUCUCCAGAAACACCACGGCCAGCGUCUGUUUCGCCAAAACAUACCUUUGCUUUUAAAAUUGUUCUGAAGAAAGUAGAAAGCACUCCGAAUACUUCAUUCGAUAUACCAGAACAAUGA
This is a messenger RNA of Danaus chrysippus (African queen), 1854 nucleotides long. The record is from the annotation of a GenBank genome assembly. NCBI's taxonomy places the organism in Eukaryota, Metazoa, Arthropoda, Insecta, Lepidoptera, Nymphalidae.